CCAACAUCAUCUUUUUUAAUUCUCUCCUUCUGACCGAUUCAAUAGAUGUUCCUCUCUCUUCCCGGGACAGGGACCAAACUAUCUCCCUCCUAGAUCUGGACGCAGACAAAAUUUCCAUGUUCUCUCUCUCUCUCUCUGUGCUUGCUUGUUUUCUCCGUUCUCGUUCACAUCGUUUGCCUCCGAAUUUGAGCAGAGAUCCAUCUAAUCUGUGAUCACCAUAUAUACUGAAGCGAUCCCACGCUUUCCCUUUUUCUUUUUCUUUUUUGGGUAUUCUUUGUCCCUCUCUCCGAUUCCUGCUCUUCGAUAUUUUCGUGUUCCGCGACGCAAAGAUCCUUCCUUUGCUGGAAAUUACGACGACCCAGAAGCUCCUUCCUUCGGUUUGGCCUUAAAGCUUGUCGCUUUCUUGUCGAUGGUUUCCGAUACGGAGUCGUGAAAUCCCGGAGGUUGUUGGAGUGGAGUGUGCGUGCUUGUGGAGUUCGAGAUCUGGGUGGUAAUUUGAUGGCUAGGGCCAGAUCGUCGUCGUCGUCGUCGAGCGGGUGGAGGUACUGUAACCCCUCGUAUUACUUGAAGAGGCCCAAGAGGCUGGCUUUGCUCUUCAUUGCCUUCGUUUGCGUCUCUUUGGUGGUGUGGGAUCGCCAGACUCUUGUCAGCGAACACGAGGUAGAAAUUUCAAAGUUAAAUGAAGAAGCAAUGAAGUUGCGGAGCCUGGUGGAAGAGUAUAAAUCUAAACAUGGGGAUGUGGUUGAGAGACAUGAAGCUGGUGAUUCAUCCAAGAAAGCGGCUCUUCCAGUUGAUCCCAUUGAUGAUGAACGGAGGGAGAAAGUGAAAGAGGCUAUGCUCCACGCAUGGAGCUCAUAUGAGAAAUAUGCGUGGGGUAAUGAUGAGCUUCAGCCACAGACAAGGCAAGGUGUGAACAGUUUUGGUGGCCUUGGGGCAACUCUUGUCGAUUCCCUUGAUACGCUGUAUAUUAUGGGACUGAAAGAGGAGUUUCAAAGGGCAAGAGAGUGGGUUGCAAAUACAUUGGAUUUUGACAAGGAUUAUGAGGCUAGUGUUUUUGAGACAACCAUAAGAGUUGUAGGGGGACUUCUGAGUGCUUAUGACCUUUCAGAGGAUAAAGUUUUUCUAGAGAAGGCUAGAGAUAUUGCUGAUAGGCUUCUUCCUGCAUGGAAUACUCCCUCUGGGAUUCCAUACAAUGUUAUCAACUUGGCACGUGGGAAUGCACAUAACCCUGGAUGGACUGGGGGCAACAGUAUCCUGGCUGACUCGGGCACAGAACAGGUGGAGUUCAUUGCUCUUUCUCAGAGAACAGGAGAUCCAAAGUAUCAACAGAAGGCGGAGAAUGUCAUAGCUGCACUUAACCGGACCUUUCCAGAUGAUGGUUUGCUGCCCAUAUACAUUAAUCCUCACAGUGGGGCAUCUUCUUAUUCAGCCAUAACCUUUGGUGCCAUGGGGGACAGCUUUUAUGAAUAUUUGCUCAAAGUUUGGAUACAGGGGAAUAAAACUGCAGCUGUGAGGCCUUAUAGGGAAAUGUGGGAAAGAUCAAUGAAAGGUUUUUUGACCUUGAUUCGAAGAACAACACCAUCAUCUUUUACAUACAUCUGUGAGAAGAACGGGCACUCUUUAACUGACAAGAUGGAUGAACUAGCAUGCUUUGCCCCAGGUAUGCUGGCCAUGGGAUCGUUUGGAUAUGGCCCAGAGGAGUCGCAGAAGUUUCUGUCUCUUGCAGAAGAGCUUGCGUGGACGUGCUAUAACUUCUAUCAGUCCACUCCAACAAAAUUAGCGGGCGAAAACUACUUCUUUCAUUCUGGGCAGGACAUGAGUGUGGGUACAUCGUGGAACAUACUCAGACCAGAGACAGUUGAGUCGCUCUUUUACCUCUGGCGCUUGACUGGUAACAAGACCUACAAGGAAUGGGGUUGGAAUAUAUUCCAAGCCUUUGAAAAGAACUCUCGCGUAGAAUCAGGAUAUGUCGGGCUCAAAGAUGUUAACAGUGGAGUCAAAGACAACAUGAUGCAAAGCUUCUUCCUCGCGGAGACACUUAAAUAUCUCUACCUCCUAUUCUCCCCCUCUUCGGUCAUCUCCUUGGACGAAUGGGUGUUCAACACAGAAGCGCACCCCAUUAGAAUCGUACCAAGGAAUGACCCGAUGAAUCUUGCGAAGCCGGACGAGCAACAGAAGCCGACAAUUAAGUUGCGCAACCGGAAGGCGGGCCGAUCACGAGCAGGAGAUCACUAAACAGAUGUCCCAGGCAGGCAAACCGGUCGAGCCCGCCGGUCCGUAACUUUUGGUCGCCCUACAGUUCGGGGGUCACCAUUAGAAGAGGAGAACAUUUGACGUGGUACUGAUGAGUUAAAACGGCCUCACGGCGAGGAUAGCUUAAUGUAUAGGCUAUAGGUUAUUUCCACAGUCAUUGUUUUUUAGGGACAGGGUAUCUCCCUAAUACCUAUACAAGUGUAUUUUUUGGGUGAGAGGCCCAUUUCUAACUCCGGGAUUGAUCUGCAACUCCCUUUUUCUAUCCCAUCAGACGGUGAAUUUUCCUUUCUAUAUUGAGUUUUGACAGAUUUACAGUAUGUAAUGAGGAGCAGGUGAUUCUCAUUGAUGUUUUGCCGGCGGCUUGGUUGUUCUUGCUAUUAAAAUCU
Molecule: messenger RNA, 2639 nt
Organism: Eucalyptus grandis
Lineage: Eukaryota; Viridiplantae; Streptophyta; Magnoliopsida; Myrtales; Myrtaceae
Product: mannosyl-oligosaccharide 1,2-alpha-mannosidase MNS1
Exons: 14
Coding region: 499-2235 (578 amino acids)
Biological process (GO): carbohydrate metabolic process; N-glycan processing
Cellular component (GO): Golgi membrane; endoplasmic reticulum
Molecular function (GO): mannosyl-oligosaccharide 1,2-alpha-mannosidase activity; calcium ion binding
Source: RefSeq, a predicted model, not a curated record